Molecule: messenger RNA, 8275 nt
Organism: Rhincodon typus (whale shark)
Lineage: Eukaryota; Metazoa; Chordata; Chondrichthyes; Orectolobiformes; Rhincodontidae
Exons: 10
Coding region: 54-2999 (981 amino acids)
Source: RefSeq, a predicted model, not a curated record
GGGGUUUCCAACGAGAGAAGCGCGGGGUCGGGACACACAGAGAGAGGGGGGCCAUGGGCUCGGUGAGGAGCUCGCUGCCGCCUCUGGUCCCGGUGUUAGUGCUGCUGACCCUGGUACCGCACUCAGAACAAGGUGACCUAAUUGUGUCGAUGAAUUCAGGAAUUGUGAAAGCCACCGUAAAUAAAGAUGUUGUUCUGGAGUGCCGAGUUUCUGACUACAGAAGAGAAAUUGACCUUAAAAACAUGGGAGUCCAGUGGUUCUACCAAAAAUCAGGCUCUCUAGAUACACAGAAAAGAGAGGUUUAUCAAUUCAUUGCUGGCAAACAUAUACCAUACAGAAAAGGAGCCACAAUUAUUGAGGAUCAUUUGAAGAAAGGAAUAGCUUCCCUUUUUCUUCCAAAUGUGCAACUCUCUGAAGCGGGAGAUUACACUUGUGUUGUUUUUAUAACCCCAGACAAUGGAAGUGGAAAGUCAUCAAUGACUGUUUCAGCCCUGCCAAAGGUAAGCUUAUCUUCAACUGCAAUCACAAUUGAACAUGGUACGGAGAAAUCAGUGAAAUGUGACAGUGUUGAUUUUUAUCCUGUCUCAAUUGAGAUGGGCUGGAUACAGAAAACUAAAAACGAGGAACAAAUGCUUUCAAAACACAUCUGCACAGGAUCCCCAGUUCAACAUGAAAAUGGAACCUACAGCGUUUCCAGCCGACUGAGGUUGAGACCAACCCUUGAAGACAGUGGCAAUAUUUAUAUCUGCUAUGUAAAACACCCAUCACUUAAUAAGGAUUUAAAACUGGAAGCCCAACUGACUGUCAAAGAGCCAGAAGUUGUUGUACCAGUAGGGAUAAUAAAUGGAUGUGUAAUCUUUAGCAUAUUGGCGUGUACAGCAAUUGCAGUCAUUGGAUUUUUUGUGUAUCUGAAGUACCUUAAAAAAGUUCCUCCAAAAGUUUCUGCUAUCAGCCAACCUCCAAGAAUUAUACAUUUCCAAGAGGCUCUCAUGAAUUGUCAGAUUUCCGGAUAUAAACCUGAGAACAUUUCUAUUUGUUGGUUGCUACAAAGAAAAAAUAGUAGGGAAUCAAAUGUAAUUUAUUCAUGGAGCUCCACACCUCAGAGCUUACAGGAUUCUGGACCACAUGAGCAGAAGAAACUAAUUUCAGAACAUACAUCUCAAAUUGAAGAAGAUAAAUCCUUUAAUUUUAAGGUGCCGACUGUUAAACACAACAACGAUGGUAGCACCAGCAUGAAUUGUGAAGUUUUGUUCUGGCCUGAUAUAAAUACAGAUAAUCAAGCUAUCCUCCAGGUUCAAGUCCACCAUAGUGCUCUCAAAAUGCCUAUAAUUAAGAAGACUUGCCUGAAAGUUGAAGGAAUUGGACCAAGAAUGACUGAACCAGUGAUACCUCAAUGUAUUAUUCAUGAAGAAGUGCUUGCUGUGACCUGUCCAAUCAAUGGAUUUAAACCUAGACCGCUGGCUAUCACCUGGUACAAAGAAAAGAAUGCAAUUAGAAAAGAAAUUGGCAAACUUCAACCAGGAGAAACAGAGGUCUUUGAAAUAACAGAACCAGGGCAACACAAGUACACCCACAGUACAACUGAGCUGAAAUAUGAAGACCACACGCACACUGUUGCCAGUGUUUUGUAUUUUAUACCAACUAUUAAUGAAGAUCAUGAAGCAGCAUAUAUUUGUGAAGUAACACAUCCAGCCACAGACACACAAAUAAGUGAACGGAUUAAGCUAAAUUUAACAGCUAUCCCAAAAUGUGAUAAUAUAAAACUGUCACCAGAAAUUCCGAUUGUUGAUGAACGAACAAUGGCAUCUUGCAGAAUAUACUCAUUCUUUCCAAAAGGCAUUAAAGUUAUCUGGAAAAAGGGCGAUAUUGUAUCAAAGGAAAUGAAUGCUGAUACUGAAGCAAACUAUGGAAAGGAUGGCCUUUAUUAUUUCACAAAUCAUUUUGAAUUCAUUCCUUGUAGGGAAGAUUUGGGGAAGGCAUUAACUUGUGAAUUCCAGCAUGAAAGUAUCACCGGGUCCAGAAAAAUUGAACGUGUACUGAAUCAGUUAGUGUCUCCACCAUUAGUAAAAUACAUAAAAAGUGAACCAGAAUUCCCAGAGGCAGGAAAAGAAGCAACCAUCAUAUGUCAUGCAUAUGGCUUCUUUCCAAAGGAAACGUUGUUCAUGUGGUUUAGAAAUAAUGAGAGAACUGAUGACGCAGGAAUCACUUUUACUGAACCUCAGAAAGAUGAACAAACUGGCUUCUACUACAGUGAAAGCCGAUGGAAAUUGUUAAUUAAGCCAGAAUAUCACCAGAUGGAAUUCAAAGUUGAGGUUCUACAUUUCCCAACUUCUCACAAGCCUUCAAGAUCUAGUUUCAUCCUUCGUCUUGGAGGAAUUCCAGUAGUUUCUGACAUCGUUCCAGAGCCAGAAAUUCCAUCCUAUGGAAAACGUCUUGUUCUUAAAUGCCAUGUAAAAAAUUUUCCUGGAAAUGUAUCCUCUGCCAGAUGGCUAAUGAAUAACAAGUAUGUCUCUAGUGGAGUCACAACCACAGAGCCUCAGAAGGAAGAAAGUGGCUAUUACCAGUUAUUUUCCAGCAUGGAGUUAAUGCCAACAGCUUUGGAUUAUAAUAAGGAAGUUGUAUUCGAAGUGAUGCAUGAAGCUUCACCCAAUUCUAUUCAAAAGCAGCUGUGUUUGAAGCUUCCAGGUUCCCCUCCCACUCUGUCGGAAAUCAAAUGUAACCCAAUGAAACCAGAGAAAAACAAAGUGGCAACUUUCACCGUUUCACUGACUGAUUAUGCACCUCAAGAAGUUGAAAUUAGGUGGUUUAAAGGAAAGGAACACUUCACGGGUCAGGUGGCUCAUACUAAGCCUGAAGUUGCUGAAAAUGGUCUCUUCUCAUCUCUAACAAGUAUAAAAUUUACACCAGUAGAAUCUGAUAAUGGGAUAGGAAUCAGAUGUGAGGUUAUUCACCCAGAAACACAAGAAUUUAUGGAAAAAAAUAUGCGUCUGGCAUUCUAAGAUAAAUAUAAAGAUUUCUUGCAUCUAUUUUGAACACAAGAUAAAUAUAGAUGGUGCAAGUUUUAUUUUAAAUUGCUCCCACACAACUGGCAUUUAUCAUUCUGCUUUAAACACUUGUUUUGCAUAGCUGGUAAAUAUAAAACAAAAAAAUCCAGCUUGAAAUGAUGAAAUGCUUUGAAAUGUUCUGAGAAAGGGUCACCGGACCCGAAACGUUAACUCUGUUUUCUCCUCCACAGAUGCGGCCAGACCUGCUGAGCUUUUCCAGCAACUUUGUUUUUGUUCAAUGCUUUGAAGGGUUCAGAAUAGAGCUCCUUGACUUGAAAUGUUAACUGUUUCUCUCUCCACUAAUGUUGCCAGACAUAGUGAGCAUUUCUCACUCUUUUUAUUUCCGAUUUCUAGCAAUUUGAAGCAGUUUGAUUUUUGUUGACCUGUUUAGCCCAUUUGAAAAUUGCACUUUGGUCAUCUGGAGUUUCUAGUAGGAUUUCACUUGUUCAGUAAGCCAAUUAAGUCACUUAUGUUAUAGUGAGCAAUUAAAAUUGGGGUGGUAGGCUCAAUUAUGUUUAAAAAUAGCUGACUUUGAUGACAUUAAUUUCAGUUAUUUACACUUCUUAUCUCUUUACCCUCUGAGUUAGGGCAGGACUUUGAGUUGACCCACUGUCCAGUUGAUUCAUACUGGUAACUCCAGGUGGACAGAACUAGAUGAGAAUUAUUCCUAGCUGCAGUGUUGUUCACAGAAAUGGGUGGAAAAAUAGUGGGGAGAAAUUUCAUUCAGAAAACCAUCAUAAUCAAUGGAUUGUCUCAAGAGCAAAAGCUAAACAGAUUGGGGUUCUAAUCAUUGAAGUUUAAAAAAAUGAGAGGUGAUCUCAUUAGAACAUAGGAUUUUAAGGAACUCAACAGGUUAAAUGCUGAGAAGAUGUUUCCCCAAAUGGGAGAAUCUAAGCCUCAGAAUAAACAGAUGCCAAUUUAAGACUCAGAUCAGCAGGAGUUUCUUCUGAUGGUUGAGUCUUUAGAACUCCUUGCCAAGGAAAGCUAUGGGAAGCAGAGUUCUUGUCUGUUUUUAAGUUCCGAUAGAUACUUGAUUGGUGGUGGUGGUUGUGGGGAGUGGGUGGUGGAGGAAUGAACGAUAAUGGGGGAAAAGGCAGGAAAGUGGGCAUGACGAAUGUCAGACCAGCCACGAUCCUAUUGAAUGGUGGAGCAGAUUUAAGGGGCUGAAUGGCCUACUCCUGUUCCCUUUUGUUAUGGUCUUAUAGAAAUAUCAAUUUGCUGUAAAGCAAAAUAAAACUUCUUAAAUCCAGGGAGACAUGAAACUGAGGUCCCAUCUGGCCUUUCAGCUGGAUAUAAAAAAUCCCAUGGCAAUAUUUCAAAGGAGGGCAUUCCCUAGUUUCCUGGUGAAUAUUUAUUCUUCAAUUAGCAUCACAAUAACAUGUCAACUGGUCAUUGUGACAUUUCUGUUUGUGGGAUCUUUAUUUUUUGUUAUGUAACAUCGCCAUCACAUUAAAUCAUUGGACAUGAAGUUUGAAAUUUCCAGUGGACACAACAAGGCACAAUAUAAAGACAAGUUAUUUAAUAAUAAGUGGAAGUGAAACCUUCUCUCAGUCACAACUUAGGAGGAGUUUUAUGGUUUAAACUUGAGACCCCGUUAAACAUUUCAGAAAGAUGGAGAGUGUUAAGGUGUUCUUUGAAUUUUAGCCAAUUCUGGAUGACUGAAUUUGAUGUGCACUUCACUGAGAAAAUGCACCAGCAGUUUUAAAUGUGUAAUUCAUUUCAGUUCUCCAAUUGUAUGUGAGAUUUCAUCACAUUUUGUUAUAUUUCAAGACUGACUUUAGAUAUGGAAUUCUCUGUUUUGUUCUGAUUUUUGAAAUACACUUCUUCCUAUUGCAACCUCAGACUAGAUUAAACAGGUUGAUUGACGCAACAUUUUUUUUUCUAAAAAAACAUUCAGUUACAUAAGAAUUGUUUUGCAGUCCAGCAAACACAAGAUUUAUCAAUUUGUUCACUGAACUACAAAGUAGCCAAACUGUUAGAGACCAGAAAACUGCAGAUGCUGGAAUCCAAGGUAGACAAACAGGGGACUGGAAGAACACAGCACGCCAGGCAGCAUCUGGAGGAAAGGAGCAGUCAAUGUUUCAAACCCUUGGUCACUACUAGAAAAACCCUGAACCUCACCCCAGAAAUUUCCUCAAAUUUGUUAUCAUAAAGAAAUUAUUAUUUAUUGUAAUGCUGUCAUUUGAAGAGUUAGUAUAGAUGGAUACUGUUUUUUAAUUAACUAUUGAGAAAAGAAGGUACGCUUUGCUACUGGUAUUAAUUACGGCUUUAAAGCUCUGCCUUUUGAAUUGGAAAAUUUGUUAAUAGGAUAAAUUUUAAUGAAGAAAACAGUGCAUUGUUGCUUCAAAGUAGAAGCAAAUUACUGCUGUAUGGCUGACUGUGAUUUGCAGCAUUUUCAGUGCAUUGUUCCUUUUGCAUAAUAUGAUUAAAUUUCCUAGACCUGAGCCCGAAAAAUGAUACAACUCCAGUGGACUUGAGCUGUAAAUUACUUCACCAGUUCUAUGGUUAGCCCACCAUUUGGUAUUUUCUUCCAGGAGAUGUCAAAUGCAAAGGUGAGUAUAUCAAAACCAUUCGAUAAGGUUCCACAUGGUAGGCUCAUUCAGAAAGUAAGGAGGCAUGGGAUUCAGGGAAAUUUGGCUGUCUGGAUACAAAACUGCUGUCCAAUAGAAGACAAAAGGUGGUAGUAGAUGGAAAGUAUUCAGCCUGGAGCUCGGUGACCAAUGGUGUUCCGCAGGGAUCUGUUCUGGGACCUCUGCUUUUUGUGAUUUUUAUAAAUGACUUGGAUGAAGAAGGGUGGGUUAGUAAGUUUGCCAAUGACACGAAGGUUGGUGGAGUUGUGGACAGGGUGGAGGGCUGUUGUAGGUUGCAACGGGACAUUGACAGGAUGCAGAGCUGGGCAAAGAAGUGGCAGAUGGCAUUCAAUCCAGAAAAGUGUGAAGUGAUUCAUUUUGGAAGGCCGAAUUUGAAUGCAGAAUACAGGGUUAAGGGCAGGAUUCAUGGCAGUGUGGAGGAACAGAGGGAUCUUGGGAUCCACGUCCAUAGAUCCCUCAAAGUUGCUACCCACGUUGAUAGGGUUGUAAAAAGGGCGUACGGUGUGUUGGCUUUCAUUGGCAGGGGAAUUGAGUUUAAGAGCCGUGAGGUUAUGAUGCAGCUCUAUAAAACUCUGGUUAGACUACACAUGGAAUAUUGUGUUCAGUUCUGGUCACCUCAUUAUAGGAAAAAUGUGGAAGCUUUAGAGAGGGUGCAGAGGAGAUUUACCAGGAUGCUGCCUGGACUGGAGGGCACGUCUUAUGAGGAAAGAUUGAGGGAGCUAGGGCUUUUUUCAUUGGAGCGAAGAAGGAUGAGAGGUGACUUGAUAGAGGUUUACAAGAUGAUGAGAGGCAUAGAUCGAGUGGAUAGUCAGAGACUUUUUCCCAUGGCGGAAAUGACUGUUGCGCGGGGGCAUAAUUUUAAGGUGAUUGGAGGAAGGUAUAGGGGAGAUAUCAGAGGUACGUUCUUCACACAGAGUGGUGGGGGUAUAGAAUGCAUGCCGGCAGUGGUAGUGGAUUCAGAUACUUUAGAGACUUUUAAGCGACUCUUGGAUAGGCACAUGGAUGAUAGUAAAAUGUAGGAUAUGAAGGGUAGAUUGAUCUUAGUAGGAUAAUAGGUUGGCACAACAUAGUGGGCCGAAGGGCCUGUACUGUUCUAUGUUCUAUGUUCUAUAUACCAUGAAAAUGCAUCACCUGAUAUAAUUACCAUAUUGUUCCUAAGGCAACAUAAAGUCCAUGUAAGUGACAGAUUUUUAAAUGACUUCAAUGGAAGUCCUCAAUUUGUAGGAAAACCAACUUUGAGUAGAAUUGUUGGAUAAUUAGUGGCUAUCUGCAGGCAGGCUCUGUCCUGCACUAGGUGACUGCCAAGUACAAUUAGAGGUCUUUGCUCAACAUCUUUAAAAGUAGUUUGCAAAUUAACAGAGCUCUGGAAGAUGACAUCAUGGUGAGUUCGACCAUGCUGAGAAUGCAGCCCAGUUCACAGAAGCCCUACAGCAUGAAAGCAGGUUAUUUGGCCCAUCAACCCUCUGAAGAGCAUCCUACCCAGACCCCACUCCCCUACCCCAUACCUGUCACCCUGUAUUUCCCAUGGCUAAUUUACCUGGCCUGCCCACCAUGGACAAUUUAGCAUGGCCAAUCCACCUACUCUGCACAUCUUUGGGAGGAAACCAGAGCACCCAGAGGAAAUCCACGCGGACAUGGGGAGAAUGUACAAACAGACAGUCAUCCGAGGCUGGAAUCAAACCUGAGUCCCUAGUGCUGUGAGGCAACAAUGCUAACUACUGAGCCACCACGCUGCUCUCAAUAGAAUAGCCAGACCAUGUUAUUGCACAUGUUAAAUUUUGUUAAAUACACAGCUACAUGAAUCUUAGUUUCUCAUGUAUUUGAUCAUGUCUUUGUUGCUAGUUUUAAGACUCCAAUCUAAUCAGUGGUGAAUUGCUUUUAAUAAUCAUUUAGAUUUUUCUUUAACGUACCUUACUUGAGUCACUUGAUAAAAUUAUAGAGAAAUCUAACAAAUUUUCAGACUAACCGCAAAAGCUAAUUGGAGACAUAAUUAAAUAUUUCCCAUAGCUUCCAAGGUAUUGGGACUUGAAGCAAAAACAGAAAUUGCUGGAGAAAAUCAAGUCCGGCAGCAUCUGUGGAGAGAAAGAGUUAAUGGUUUUGAGUCCAGUGACCCUUCAGAAGGGACUUGAUGUUGGCUUAUGCUAUAUCUUGUAGUAACCACAAGGUGUUCGCUGUGGUCCAAUCUUAAAAAUUAUGAUCACAAAAGCCGGUACAGUGACAGUUAUUUUUAAACUUCUUUCCUUCCCUAUGGUUUGCUUUUUUUUUUAAACUGUGAAAACUUUAUAUUUUUGUAUCUCUGGCAAUGGAAUCCAUCUUUUCCCAGUGAAUGUGUGUCAGAAAGUACUCUGCCUUAAUUUUUUUUAAAUGAUUCUCUCUUGAAUAGUGAAACCUGGAUAAUCUAUCUCCUGAGAUUUUUACCUGUAAGUAAUCGUAAAAUGUUUUGUUGUAGCCAGCCAAAAAAUACAUUAGCAACAUUAACUGUUUCCCUUGUCAUGCUUACAAACUGACAAAUUGUUUGUUUCGACUAUAUAUGGAUGUUAGUCGAUACAAAAUUAUACUGUUUGUCUUUUUUGUAUUACAAUUUGUAAUUAAAUGUAUCCUAAUGAGAAAAUGUAAAUGUUCAAAUGGUAUGAUCUAUAA